This is a messenger RNA of Scomber japonicus (chub mackerel), 1502 nucleotides long. Its product is annotated as butyrophilin subfamily 3 member A2-like. NCBI's taxonomy places the organism in Eukaryota, Metazoa, Chordata, Actinopteri, Scombriformes, Scombridae. The record is from RefSeq and is a predicted model, not a curated record. The transcript is spliced from 5 exons. The coding region runs from base 6 to 1502 and encodes 498 amino acids.
CCAGGAUGUUUGAUGGAUGGUACCUUAAAGGUCGAUUCAGUGGCUUCAUGGUCCUGCUGCUUCUGACACACUGUCCCAAAGGUCAGGUGAUUGGUCCACUCCAGCCAAUAGUAGCAGAGGUUGGUGAUGACAUCAUUUUGCCAUGUGUCCUGGACCCUCCAGUGGAUGCUAUUUCUACAGCUGUUGAGUGGAUGAGACCUGACCUGACACCCAAGUAUGUACAUGUGUGGCGUGCUGGUCAGGACCUGCUGGACAAGCAAAACCCAUCCUACAAUGGAAGAACAUCAGUGUCCAUCAACAAACCAAAGCAUGGAGACAUUUUACUGAAACUCUCCAAAGUGAAGCUCUCUGAUAAGGGAACAUACAGAUGCUUCAUUCCCACAUUUAAUAGAGAGUCUACUGUUCACCUUGCUAUUCGUGAUAUAUCCUGGCCAGCCAUUACUUUAUCAUGGCAAGAACCAGGAAGACCACUGUUACAGUGUGAGUCUAAAGGCUGGCAUCCACAGCCUGAGGUCCUUUGGCUGGACGGUGAGGGAAACCUCCUCUCUGCUGAACCUACAGAGACAGUCAGAGGUCCUGAUGGUCUCUAUACUGUCAGCAGGAAAGUGACUGUGGAGAAGAGGCAUGGCAACAGAUUAACCUGUAGGGUCCAACAGAACAACAUCAACCAGACCAGAGAGACACACAUUAAUGUCCCAGUUGAUUUCUUUCUGGUCCAGGCUAAUUCUGCUGUUCGCGUCAUCAUCUGCUUUGCUGUCUGCUUCAUGUCUAUAGCUGCUGUUGUCUUUGUUAUGUGGAAAUGGGGACGAAAUAAUAAUACUGAACAUCAAAAAGGAUCACAACAUCAGCUUCUGAUGGAGGGACAAAGACAAGGAGAUCUAGCAGAAAAGCUUUUAAACAAAGCAAAACAAAAAAAAGGAUCACAACAUGGGAUCACACCAUUCCACGACGUAGAACUUCAUCUUCUGAUGGAGGGACAAAGACAAGGAGAUCCAACCGAGGCAGAAAAACUUCUUAAUAUGAAAAAAGAAAAACAUGAUGAAGCGUUAAAGAGCAAUGUGGAAGAAUUAAAUCAUGUGCAAAAUGUGAUUACAACACUGACGGAACAGAAGAAGGAUCUGAAGAAGCAGAGAGAGAAACUCACCUCACAACUGCAGGAAGUGAAGACAAAGCGAGAGGAGAGCAAGAAAAAGCUGAUAGAAGGAGCAAAACUGGACAAAGGCAAAAAAGAAAUGAGGCGUAAAAAGACCAAUGAGGAACUGGACCGGAGAAAGACAGAACUUGAGGAACUUUUACAGAACACAGAGAAACUACUGGAGACUACAGAGGAUUUGAUUAUUAGAAUGACAGAAAGGAAAGGAAAACUCGAGAACGACAGGGAACAAAUUGAAAAACAACUGAAAGCAACAGAGAUACAGAUAGAGGAAAUUCAGAGGGAACUUCAGUCAGAGUCAGAGGAAGCAGAGAAAAAAGAUGGUGAAUCAUCUAAAGGAGUUGAUUGA